ACAUGUAAAGCACACCGCGUCCCGCUGCUGCAGCCUAUCCAGUGGUGUGUGUCUCCCUCUCUCUCUGUGUGUGUGUGAGUGAAUGAUUGUGUGUCUGUCCGCCCGCCCGCCACAGCCAGCGUGUUGUACGUUUCCCCUCCAGCGGCCGUGGGUGCACUUCAGACGGGGACGCAGGUGACUCGUCCGACAUCGACUGUGACACUUCAUGUGCCUGAGAGUCUAACACGCACCCGUCUGUCCAAUGGCUACCUCGGGCUCCACCUCUUCUGCCUCCAUCGCCUCCGCUGUGCCUGAGGGUUUCCACUAUGAAACCAAGUACAUCGUGCUCACCUACCUGGGCAUGCUGCCCGUCGGUAGAUCACACACACUAACCCCAGCUCCAGAAGACGCCCAGAAUGAGAGGGAGAAGACAAGAAUGAUAAAAGAACGGAUAGAGGAAGAGCUGAGGCAACUGGAAGAAGAAAUGGCUGCCUCCUUUUCCAGCGCAGGCUUCGACCGCCGCUCGUCACCAGUGUUCAGUCCAACCAACCCGGAGAGCUUCAUCGAGGACUGCCUCGCUGUGAUGGGAAACCGGGUGGUCAGAGAGCUCGGUACAUCCCUGACGGCAGCCGUGCAAUCGCUCCUCACAGGGCCUGUGGACUAUCAGAGUUUCAGAGAUGCAGCACUGGAGCUUUCCACACACGUACAGGGAGGCUGGAGCAAGGUGUUGGUGCCUCUGGUGCUGCUCCAGGCUUUACAAAGCGAGGGCCAGUCCGUGACAACUCUGCUGCUUCUGGGGAUUCGCCUGCUAGAGGAGGAUGAGUCUGGCUACAUCAUCCAGCAGGGGGGAUGGGGUGAAAUAUUCAGGCUUGGGUCAGAGGAGGAGCGAGGUGUGACCAUCGCCGAAGACAACAACGACAUCUACAUCCUGUCGGGGGACCAGCAUCCCGACCAGCUCAGCCCUCCAUCGUCGCUGCUCUGCCCCGGAGACAACAGCAGCGGGCAGAGCUCCUGGCAGACGGAAAGCUUACCCGUGUCUCUCGCCGGCCACGAGUCCUGGGCACAGGUUGCGAUGGACCCCGAGGACGUGAAGAGCCUGGACAGCAACGACGGCGUAGCACUGGCCGAGGAGCGCAGCGAAAACAACUCGUCAAACUCGGACAUUGUCCACGUGGAGCGCGAGGAGGUGGAGCUGCUGGAGGAAGGCGGAGCAAUCGAUGAGAGCAUGAUAAGCGUUAUAGGCACCGAAAGUGAGCUGGCCGAGCUCCGGGAGGAAUUCAGUAACCAAACUCCACCUGUUUCACUUUCCGCUGAGGUGGACUCCACGACCCCUGCCUCCUUGAUUUCAUUAGAGGAGCCCGUUGUGAUAGAGACGCCUACAAGCUUGUCCGCAGAGCCUUCCCUCAUCUCCUCAGAACCAGAGCUGCCUCCCCCGGUCGUAGAAGCUGCUGCUCCUCCUGCAGAGCCAGAACCUGCAGAACCUUUACCCGUUCCUGCUGCUAAACCAGAGCCUGAGCCAGAACCAGCAGCUGCACCAGUGCCUGCUGAGGUGACACCCCCGCCUGCAGCCAGUGAGACUGCCGAAGUCGCAUCAGAACCAGCUCCCGAACCAGAACAGGAUGCGGCACCAGCUGCAGUGCCUCCCCAGCUAGAGGAGCCAGAGACUGUGGCAGAACCAGCUCUGGUCCCCGUGGCUGCCCCUCUGGUCACGGAGGAAGCAGCAGCCCCUGUAGAAGCCCCAGUGGCCCCUGUAGAAGCCCCAGUGGCCCCUGUAGAAACCCCAGUGGCCCCUGUAGAAGCCCCGGCUGAGGAGCCUCCAGUGCAGCCGGAGCAGCCGUCAGAGCUGUGCACGCUGCUGUACGGAGGCACCGCGCUGGUGGCCCUCGCUGCCAUCGUGGCGUACAGCUUCAUAAGCUACAGGAGGAAGUAGAACAGAGAAGCGUCUUUCUCCGGGGAGAGGAAUGCACAUUAUAAGAUGUUGAAGUAGUAAUUAAUGUAUUAGUAAACACAUGGUGGGACUCUCCUUACAAAUUGUGUUGGAUCUAUCAAAUGAGGCCGAUUUUGUUUUUUUUAUCUUUGAUUUUUGAAGGUUCCACCUCCUCCUCAUCAGGACCUCUCCUCGCUGCUUCACUCCACCAGGCACAAACACAGAGAGGGGAGAAGGAUGCACUCCUACUUGUUUCCUAAUUCGUUCCUUAGUUUAAAUUCGUGAAACUCCAGCGCGUAAUCCUCUUGAUUGCCAAGUGUGACUUUUAUCCCUGAUCUGUUAUUUUCAGUUUCUAUUGGGUCUGCAGCUUCUGUUUGUUUUGGGUAAUUUGACUCAGUGUUGGGCUAAAUGGAAAAUACCACGACCCUAAGUGAAAGAAAAACUUUACAAACAAAGAGUUAAAUUUAUUCUUGCUGAGUUCAGGGUUUUCUAAGCCACAAAGCAGCAUCGACUUAUAACUGUUCCCUCUAACUGUGAUGAGUAAUUCUGAUACUUCCUCUAGUAACAAACCAAAUGUAAGAUACAGAAAGUCAUUGCCAGACAUCUGGAUUGCACAACAGACAUCUUAGUUUAGAUUUGGGUGGUUUCAUCUUGCACAAGGGAUCUGAAUCACUGAUGCAGCAUGUUUUGAUUGUUCGUGAACUGAAACAUAAAAAGGUUUUUGCCCAGGCAUGGGUUCAAGUAUUUUAAUUUCUCCCAAAGUACAAUGCUGCUGCUGCUGCAUUAAACACCUCCGGGUCCAGAGUCAUGUGACGUCCCACAUAAAACAGUGUAAGAUGUUAAUUCUUGAUGCUGAGGGUUUUUCAGAUACAGGAGGGAUGUUUCCACAUUCAAAUACUCGACCUGCU
Platichthys flesus (European flounder) is the source of this 2814-nucleotide messenger RNA. It is a transcript of the gene bcl2l13, whose product is annotated as BCL2 like 13. Gene Ontology annotation, cellular component: mitochondrion. The record is from RefSeq and is a predicted model, not a curated record. The coding region runs from base 242 to 1909 and encodes 555 amino acids. The transcript has 7 exons. Gene Ontology annotation, biological process: apoptotic process; regulation of apoptotic process. NCBI's taxonomy places the organism in Eukaryota, Metazoa, Chordata, Actinopteri, Pleuronectiformes, Pleuronectidae.